Sphaeroforma arctica JP610 is the source of this 187-nucleotide messenger RNA. RefSeq lists its product as hypothetical. The transcript has a single exon. Lineage: Eukaryota; Ichthyosporea; Ichthyophonida. The annotation marks the transcript as partial. The record is from RefSeq and is a predicted model, not a curated record.
AUCUCUACGUGCGAAUUCAUCCAUGUUCACGUUUGCACCCCUCAGAGUGGUUGAUUUCGACCAGAUACUCACGCCAUCAGUGCAGAGUGCGUAUGGCGAUAGUGUUGUGGUAUCGCUGUGGGAGAGCACAGCCGUAGAAGGGAAUGGGGCCAGCGUCAUCGACACUAGCUCCAACAACAACCGGUAG